AUGAAGGAACUCUCCUUUGACACCUUGCUACUGUCUUUUGCACAUUUAUGUUUAUUCUGUAGUUUUCUGGACGGAGCUCGCGCUCAGGAGGCAGCUGGUGAUGAUGAUGCGCUCCGGCGGGGGUUGACAUGGCAACAUAACGGGCAGGUUUUCAGCAUCCUCAGCCGCGGCUCUCAGUACCGGCCAUCCAGCAGGAGGCAGACCGGGUCCACAAGCCCCGACAGCACCGUGGUCGUCCUCAGCAGCGCUAAUGACACGGUCUCUCCCGCGUCCCGGGGAUCCCCGCGCGUCCCCGCAGCCAGCAGCGCUGCGCAAUUACGCGCCAUGAGGCGUCAGCAGCAACCGCCACAGACGCCACCGGCCGACAGCGACAGCGGCAGAGACGCUGCCCCGGUCAGAAGGGAGGACAUGAUGGUUGGAGACGAUCCGUACAACCCGUACAAGGUUUCAAACUAUUACCCGUAUUAUAACUACUACAACUCGUACUACAGACCAAGACCACGAACUCAGCCCCGGCACGGAUACGGCACCAGCUACCACCAGAACGGUCUUCCUGAUCUGGUUCCUGAUCCAUAUUACAUCCAGAUCGGCACCUACGUCCAGAGACUUCCCAUGUACAACCUGCGUUGUGCUGCUGAGGAGAACUGCCUCGCCUCUUCUGCUACUUACACUCAGGAUUAUGACACCAGGGUUUUGUUGAGAUUUCCUCAGAGGGUGAAGAACCAGGGAACAGCCGACUUCCUGCCCAGCAAACCUCGAUACGCCUGGGAGUGGCACAGCUGUCACAAUCAUUUCCACAGCAUGGAUGAGUUCAGCCUGUACGAACUGCUGGAUGUCCAGACUCAGAGGCAGGUAGCCGAAGGUCACAAGGCCAGCUUCUGCCUGGAGGACACUUCCUGUGACCCGGGAUACUACCGCCGCUACGCCUGCACCUCACACACUCAGGGUUUGAGUCCAGGUUGCUAUGACACCUACAACGCUGACAUCGACUGUCAGUGGAUCGACAUCACCGACGUUUCUCCUGGAAAAUACAUCCUCAAGGUGACGGUGAACCCGAGGCAGCAGGUUCCAGAGUCCAACUUCAACAACAACGUGGUUCGCUGUGACGUCCAGUACACUGGCACCGCCGCUCAUGUCUCUGGAUGCACCAUGACAUCUUACUGAGAUGAAUUCUGCAACAUGAGCCUGAAACCCAAACGGAUGAAUCUACAGAACAGUGAAGCUUUAUGUUACAUCCCACUUUAAUAACUCAAUUUUAACCAGAUUAAAGAAAAAAAUAUUAUUAAAACAC
Molecule: messenger RNA, 1291 nt
Organism: Scomber japonicus (chub mackerel)
Lineage: Eukaryota; Metazoa; Chordata; Actinopteri; Scombriformes; Scombridae
Product: protein-lysine 6-oxidase-like
Exons: 7
Coding region: 1-1164 (387 amino acids)
Biological process (GO): peptidyl-lysine oxidation
Molecular function (GO): copper ion binding; protein-lysine 6-oxidase activity
Source: RefSeq, a predicted model, not a curated record